Molecule: messenger RNA, 222 nt
Organism: Protopolystoma xenopodis
Lineage: Eukaryota; Metazoa; Platyhelminthes; Monogenea; Polystomatidea; Polystomatidae
Source: the annotation of a GenBank genome assembly
AUGCGAUCCGUUUCUCCCAGAUUGUGCGGCUUAGCCCGUCAGCAGCACCCGUAUUCCCCUCGCCAUGGCUUCCCGCGCCGGGUGCAGGCCCGUAGGAUCCGAUGGCAGCGAUUUCCGUCAUCGAGAAAGGGUGGCUCCCCAGUACAAUCAAGGCCACUAUCCGAAAUGAAUCGGCUGGCCCUCUUUCACCGAGUGCUUGACAGUCACAUCGAUACUUGCUAG